AUGAGCCACAGAACGGAGAAUCAAGAACAGGAGGAGGUCAAUGCGAGAGUGGUCUUCAUAGUUCCGAAGAGCCACGUCAAGACAGUGAAAUCUGCUCUUGAACGAGCGGGCCAGCUCGACCGGAGUAGCAAAAUUAUGCCCGAGCCGUGCGAAAAUCAUACAACACUCGUCGCGCACACUACUCUGAAACAAGGCGAUGUAGUUCCAAUUCGAGAAACACCGACCACGAAAGCAUCUGGUAUGCAAGGCGAAACGAGGUUGUCGCCAUUUGAGUACGAUUUUAUUAUGGGACAGAACGUUGAACUUCCUGUUGGGAAGGAUGCGUUGAUGCCAGUACAAGAGGAUGUGUUCCAGCAACGGAUGCGUAUCCCGACGACCAUCUUCUAUCCUUCAAUCAGUGGCGAUGCAAACGCGCAUCUCACUGAAGAAAGCAGUAAUGAGUUCAAGUCCACAAUAUUACAGAACUUGGAUCUGGAGUAUCUUCACCACGACAUUGAACUAGCGCAUCAUGCCGAUGGAGCUAGUCCUCUCAGGUUCUCAGCCAUGAAAAGCCCGAUGCACAGAGCGUUGAAAGAAGCUCUGUCGACAUUACAGGAUUCGAUGCUAGCUGACAUGGACUUGUCGCCUGGAGUCCUUGUCUCCGCUUUCCCAGAUGGGUACUCGAUAUACAAGCCCAUGCUUCUGCUUCCACACAAUGCUUUUGGAUCCACAGAAUGGCAGAUACUUCUGUCUCAGCAUGCCGUGGAUUCAGAGUUACUAGCACCGGUCUGGCGGCACGUUGCAGCAUCAGUUGGUGCAACACAUGUAGCAAUCAACUCACCUAUCCCACCAAAGACAGACACCAACCCCAAUAUGGAUUCGGGGGCAAGCCGGAACCAGGAGAACAUUCUGCGCCGACCAGUCAAUCUUGUACCGAUACACGGUGAAUUUGGACCCAGCCCUACGCCCCAGACUAUCUCAUGUCCCACUGCCAAUGACUUUGAAGGAGCUUUGUGGGUUACGGCAAAACAAAACGGUAUUUGGCAAGUCUGGGCACCUCUGUAUACCAUGUUUAGCCGUGGCAACAUCCGCGAGAAGACUCGAAUACUCAACCUUGCUGCAGUCACCACUGACUUGGACGAAGCCUCGGCAGCUGUGGAUCUCUAUGCAGGCAUUGGCUAUUUUGCCUUUUCAUACAAGAAGAGUGGAGAGUAUCGCCAAGACGGGAUUCGCAGAGUACUGUGCUGGGAAAUUAAUCCAUGGUCAGUUGAAGGUCUGCGACGAGGCGCAGAGAGGAAUGGUUGGUCAUGCAAGAUCAUCAAGGGAGACGACCUUUGUCAGUUAAGGCAGACUAGUGCAGAAGCCCCGAAUAGGCUUGCGCUCAAUGACACUGCUGGCAUACAAAAAGCGGACUUUUGGGUGUUCCAGGCAAGCAAUGAAGGAGCCAAGUCAGACUAUACAGCGAUGAGUACAAGCUUGGGCUUGGUUUGCCAGCUACCCAUUCGGCAUGUAAACCUAGGCUUACUGCCUACUUCGAGAUUAUCGUGGGGUAUUGCAGUUGAUAUGCUAGAUAGGCAACGCGGUGGAUGGAUCCACGUACACGAGAACAUUGGGAUCAGAGACGUCGAGUCGAGAAGCAAGGAGAUUGAGAGAGAGAUUGACAAGCUAGUCAAGCGCCGAAAUGACAGGACAGGCAACAUGGCUGUAAAGGUAGAGCAUGUUGAGUGGGUUAAGAUGUAUGCGCCAGGCGUUGUACAUUGUGUCUUGGAUGUGCAUGUCCAAGGAGUACUGUAG
Molecule: messenger RNA, 1773 nt
Organism: Bipolaris victoriae FI3
Lineage: Eukaryota; Fungi; Ascomycota; Dothideomycetes; Pleosporales; Pleosporaceae
Exons: 1
Coding region: 1-1773 (590 amino acids)
Biological process (GO): tRNA methylation
Cellular component (GO): cytoplasm
Molecular function (GO): tRNA methyltransferase activity
Source: RefSeq, a predicted model, not a curated record